AUUCGUCGUAAUGAACUAGACCUUGCUACACAAAAAGCAGUUAAAAAUGGGUAGAGUUUCGUGGAUUAUUGCCUUAUAUCUUACAAUCAACGUGGUUAUUGUUGUUAAUGGAGAUCGGGUGACUAGAAAUGUUGAAGUAACGGCGGAAGAAGAAAAAAUACGGGAUAAAUUGGGAUAUGAAGCGAUUAGAGAUAUUCAUCGAGACAUGGACGAUGAUCAUUCGGGUUCAAUCGAUCGAAAUGAAUCGACUGGGUUUAUGAAAGAAGAUAUGCAAAUGCGUGGAUCCGAACGAACUAGACGGGAGAAUAAGUUCCAUGGCGACGACGAUGCGAUUACUGUAGACGAUCUGUGGGAGGCCUGGUUUGAGAGUAUCGAGAGAACUUGGACGAAUGAAAGGCUCGUCGAAUGGCUCAUCAACGACGUAAACCUUCCCAGCAUUGUUGAAGCAGUAAAAGCCAAGAAAAUUGAUGGGAAGAUUCUUCCAAGAUUUGCAUCUCCAAAUUCGGACUUUUUGAACAAAGAACUUGGCAUAAAAUCGUCGGUUUAUCGUCAAAAACUUCGUUUGAACUCGUUGGAUGUUGUACUUUUUGGGUAUAAGGAUAAUAAUAAUCGAACAAAGGAUAUUCUAUUGGCGUUUUUGGCACUUCUCCUAACAUCACUCAUCUUUUUAUACGUCCGCCAAAAACAAAAGGCUCAGCAAAAAGUCAAUGAAUUAUCAAAUAAGUUGACCGAACUGAAAUGUAUGGAAACCGAAUUUGAAGAUGUUCAGAAAAUGUUGAAUGACGAGAGAAGUAAACGAUCAAUUUCCGAUGGAGUUGUGAAUCACACAGAAAUGGAGAACCUCCGUGUCCAGCUGGAAGAAGCCGAACGACGGCUUGAAGCGAAUUCGAAUGGUUCUCAAGCUCCUCUUGCACUUCAGCCAUUGCUUAGAAGAACUUGCGAGAAUGAGAUGGCUUUUCUGGAAAAGCAGAGACAAGAUUGCUUCAAGGAAAUGAAAGAGGCCAUCGAAAUGGUGGAUCGUCUACAGAAAAAGCAAGGAAGUGUACUUUCCUCGUUGAAAUUGGCAACUGGAGCAGCUUCCACGUCGGAUCAAGUCGAUUCGAAGAUUUUCGCGUUGAAAAGUCGAAUGGAAAAAAUCCACACAUUGACACGUGAAACUCAAGAACGAUGGCUUCAAAUUGAAUCACUUUGCGGUUUUCCACUUCUAUAUUUAAAUGAAACCGAACAUAUCAAUCGAUCAAUUGCCUCAUCACAUUUCUACAAUAAAAGUCAUGAAGGUUCCUCCUCUUCCGGCUCAAUUUCAAAUGCUCAUUCAAAUCCCAAUGCAGUUAAUUCAAAUUUUGUGAAAAAAGUGUCACCGCCAAUUCCACCUUCCCAACAAACUGCAAAUCUUCGAUUUGUUCCCACCGAGCAAAGUGAUAGUAUUCAUUCUGAAGACACGUCACCAAUUGUCGAAGACGUGGCAAUUUCCAGAAGCUUAACUCAAGACCUAGCUGAAGCUGAUAUGCAGUCAAUAGUAUCCGGUUCUACAAAUGGCUCGGGCUCCGUAGCUGCUCUUAAAAAGCGAAAAGGAAUUUUCCCGAAACUUUUCCGCCGAAAUACAUCGAAAUCUAGCAGUCUGGGUGGCACUUCUAAUUAAUUUUUCCCCAUUUUUUGCCUUUUUUUCUUCUUCCAUUUGCUCCUGGUGAUUUUCUGUGAUAUUUUAUGAUUUUUAAGUUUUUUUUGUUGUUUGAAAAUUUAAAAUUCGGUUAGUUUUUAGUGGUUUUGAAUCUAAUUUUAGAAGAAAAAAACUAGAUUCAAAGCUUUUUCCGUCCAAAAUUUCACCAUCUUCUUCCUGAAAAAUGAUCUUUUACCAAAUCAAAUGGACUUUAAUUUUUAAGAAUUCUAUGCCUCGAAAUAUUUUUUGUUUAAAUAAAAAAUUAAUUCGAAC
This is a messenger RNA of Caenorhabditis elegans, 1930 nucleotides long. RefSeq names its product Stromal interaction molecule 1 (gene stim-1). Gene Ontology annotation, cellular component: membrane. The record is from RefSeq and is marked reviewed. NCBI's taxonomy places the organism in Eukaryota, Metazoa, Nematoda, Chromadorea, Rhabditida, Rhabditidae. The transcript is spliced from 12 exons. Bases 47 to 1639 code for a protein of 530 amino acids. Gene Ontology annotation, molecular function: calcium channel regulator activity. Gene Ontology annotation, biological process: store-operated calcium entry.